This is a messenger RNA of Apis mellifera (honey bee), 1249 nucleotides long. RefSeq names its product THO complex subunit 4 (gene Ref1). Lineage: Eukaryota; Metazoa; Arthropoda; Insecta; Hymenoptera; Apidae. Gene Ontology annotation, molecular function: mRNA binding. Bases 131 to 880 code for a protein of 249 amino acids. The record is from RefSeq and is a predicted model, not a curated record. Gene Ontology annotation, biological process: mRNA export from nucleus. Gene Ontology annotation, cellular component: nucleus. The transcript has 5 exons.
CUACGGUCUUUAUUCCCAGGUUUCUGUGCGCGCUUGUUUCGUCUUCGUUCGCCGCCAUCAUUACGAAGACGAAAGAGGUUGGUUUUAUUCAUUUUCGCGUGGCCGUGUCAUUACUCGAAAAUCAGCACAAAUGAAGAUGGUUGAUAAAAUAGACAUGAGUCUUGAUGAUAUUAUCAAGCAAAAUAAAGGAAGUAGACCACGUGGCGGCACUGGCAGACGGGGAAGAGGUGCCGGUAAUUCACCUCGUAGAGGAGCACGCAGAACGCAAAGAGUUGGUGGCGUCAUGCGGGGACGCAAUCGUGGUGGCAUUACAAGAAAUUCUCUUCCAUAUACAAGGGGUGAUGUAAACAGUGCAUGGAAACACGACAUGUUUGAUGGGGUAAAAAAGGUUGGCCGAAGUGCAAUAGGUAGCGCAGGAACAACCAAGCUUCUUGUAUCAAAUCUUGACUUUGGAGUAUCAGAUUCAGAUAUUCAGGAAUUAUUUAGUGAAUUUGGCCCCUUAAAGUCAGCAGCAGUGCAUUACGAUAGGUCAGGUCGAUCAUUAGGCUCUGCAGAUGUUAUAUUUGAAAGAAGAGCAGAUGCUAUUAAAGCAAUGAAACAAUAUAAUGGCGUACCCUUAGAUGGUCGUGAAAUGAACAUACAAGUUGCUACCUCUGAAAUACCAGUCACAUCUAUCCGUGGAGGCCCGAGACUUACUAGCAGCAGUAAUUAUACACAGAGACCUCAGUCCCGCUUUAGGGGUAACCGUGGAGCAGGAUCCAUCAGAGGUCGUGGAACUGGCCGACGUGGUGGCAGAGGGGGCAGUCGACAAGCGACAAAAACUCCUACCGCCGAAGAAUUAGAUGCAGAACUGGAAGCUUAUGUGAAAGAAGUAAAGUAACAACGUCACAAACCUUCACAUUUUUAACAUUUUGUUUUGAUCUGACUUAACACGAUACAAUGUGUUUCCCUAAUUUUCAUGAGAAUAUAUAAAAAUAAGUAUAACUAUAUCAUUAGAAAAAUGUUAUAAAAAAUUUCUCUUAUAAAUGGCUCUUUUAUUUUUGACGGUUUCUUUGAAAAUUGGCAUACAAUUUUUACAGACAUUUAAGAAAAAUGAUUUGUAGGAGUUCAUAGAUUUUUUUAUGAUACCGUAACAAAAACAAAAAAAGAUAAUAAAAAGUUAAUGAUGUAAAGACUGUAUGGAUUUGUAUGUACUAUCGUGCGUGUGUGGUUAUCAGAUGAAAAAUACAGUAAAAUUCAUCUUUAAAAG